AUGGCCUGGCUUCCCAGCAGCUCCAAUGGAGCAGACAAUGCGGAUGAGCGGAGCACAACCUCCAGUGGAUCAUCCGGUCACAGCAGCGGGCGUCGCGACGAGGCCAACAGUCCACCGCGUUCCGGAAACGGAAAUGGAGCCACAGUUAGGGAUUCGGGACGAACAGCUCCGCCGGCCCUGUUGCGUCAUGCCACGCCCCAUCUGCAGCCCAAGACGGAGUCCGUCUCAGAUGGCGAUGGAGAUGGUGAUGCAGAGCUCUCCGACUUUUCGCUGAACGACACCGAGGAGGAUGAGGAGGAUCUUCGCGACUAUAUUGUACUUAAUGGCAAUCAGGCGGAUGCCAAUCGAUCGCUAUCCAGUUCGCCACGUAGUCACUCCCGCAAUGGUCUGCUCACAGCGCCGCCCAGCUCCGGCAGUUCUGGAUGCACUGCAUCUGGCGGAGCUGUGGGAGGAGGCGGAUGUGGAGGCACCGCCGGAGGAGGCACAGCAUCUGGAGGCGGAGGUACAGGUGGCCAUGUGGUAGGAGGCGUUCGCAAGGUGUUUACCAACACACGGGAACGAUGGCGGCAGCAGAACGUAUCCGGUGCCUUUGCCGAGCUGCGAAAACUAGUGCCCACCCAUCCUCCAGACAAGAAGCUAUCAAAGAACGAGAUCCUUCGAUCGGCCAUCAAGUACAUCAAGCUGCUGACCGGCAUCCUGGAGUGGCAGCAACGCCAGGUGCCGGCUCAUCCGCCGUAUCCUGGCUCUGGUCCGGAGACCAAUAACAAUGACAAUCGGACGGUGAACGGCCAUGCGGAUUCCGAUCUGGAGCAGCCCGACAUCUCGGCCGUGCGGCACAUCAAGUGCGAGCGAACGGACGGAGGAGGAGGAGUAGGAACAGGAGGAGGAGCAUCCACAGUGCCACAUCGAAAUGGAGGAGGCAAUGACUUGCUCAUGAUUGCUCCGGGUGCUCUGGUCAAGAGCGAGCACCUUCUCGAGUCGCCACUGCCCUCCAAUCACUCGCAUGGCCAUAUCCCUUCCCUUGCCCAUUCCCUGCCAGGCACUGGUCUAGUCCCGGUUCCGGAAUCAAGGCUAAUCAGCAGUUCGGCAGGAGCCGUGGUGCCAAAACUGACCACCAGCAGGAGCAGCAAGCGACGCCUCAAGUCGGAGGCGGGUGCGGGUGCCACCGAUCUCAGUCUGGGCAAGAGGCGCCGCACAUAG
This is a messenger RNA of Drosophila serrata, 1200 nucleotides long. RefSeq names its product Helix loop helix protein 3B (gene HLH3B). Gene Ontology annotation, molecular function: RNA polymerase II cis-regulatory region sequence-specific DNA binding; protein dimerization activity; DNA-binding transcription factor activity, RNA polymerase II-specific. NCBI's taxonomy places the organism in Eukaryota, Metazoa, Arthropoda, Insecta, Diptera, Drosophilidae. Gene Ontology annotation, biological process: regulation of transcription by RNA polymerase II. The record is from RefSeq and is a predicted model, not a curated record.